AUGGUCAAAGACGACGAAACUGUCAUUGAAGAGUUCAAUGAACUCGUCAACAUGACUGCCGACGAGCUCGAAGCCUGGCUAAAGGAAGAGCAAUCCGAGUCUUCUGGCUGGUCCAAAUCCGACGGCUCCGGCGAAACAAUCGGCCAUGAAAGCGGCCGCAAAAUAAUCGAGAUCCUGAAAAAGAACCCGGAAAAGGACCCUUCGAAAUACGACGAAGACGACAUUGCGCACAUGCGGCGAGUAGCGGCAUAUUGCAAACGACACCUGGCGCAGGAGGAGAAGGCGAAGCAGGAUACAAAUAGUAAGAGUUAUAAGAGUCUGAAAAAUUGGGGACAUGAUGCACAGAAGACUUGA
Messenger RNA from Endocarpon pusillum Z07020, 354 nucleotides. RefSeq lists its product as uncharacterized. The record is from RefSeq and is a predicted model, not a curated record. The coding region runs from base 1 to 354 and encodes 117 amino acids. The transcript is spliced from 3 exons. Lineage: Eukaryota; Fungi; Ascomycota; Eurotiomycetes; Verrucariales; Verrucariaceae.